This is a messenger RNA of Bufo bufo (common toad), 1604 nucleotides long. It is a transcript of the gene ZBTB6, whose product is annotated as zinc finger and BTB domain containing 6. The record is from RefSeq and is a predicted model, not a curated record. Gene Ontology annotation, biological process: regulation of transcription by RNA polymerase II. The coding region runs from base 131 to 1375 and encodes 414 amino acids. Lineage: Eukaryota; Metazoa; Chordata; Amphibia; Anura; Bufonidae. The transcript has 2 exons. Gene Ontology annotation, molecular function: DNA-binding transcription factor activity, RNA polymerase II-specific; protein binding; RNA polymerase II cis-regulatory region sequence-specific DNA binding.
CUCAUCACAUGGUCAUGACGUCACCACAGGUCCUUUGCCCCUCCAGCAGCUAGCAGCUCCGUCAGGCGAAGAGUGUGUGGGUUCUAUGGGCGCCGGGUCCGGAGCAGAGUGACGUCACAGAGCUGCCACCAUGUCAGAAUCUGACAUCCUCCACUUCCGGUUUGAACAGCAAGGAGAUGUCGUCUUACAGAAGAUGAAUAUUCUCCGAGAACAGAACCUGUUCUGUGACGUUUCUGUAUAUAUUAACGACGCUGAGUUUCAUGGACAUAAGGUUGUGUUUGCCGCUUGCUCUACCUUCAUGAGGGAUCAGUUUCUACUGAAUCAGUCUCGGCAGGUGCGGAUCACUAUAUUGCAGAAUGCAGAAGUGGGACAAAAACUGCUCCUUUCCUGUUAUACCGGGGUCCUGGAGGUGAGAAAAAAAGAGCUUCUGAAGUAUCUGACGGCGGCAAGUUACUUGCAAAUGGUUCACAUUGUUGAAAGGUGCACGGAAGCUCUCUCACGUUACCUACAGAGCGAGACCUGUGAGAGUGACGAGACGCUUCAUCCAGGUAAGAGUCCUUCUUGUUCUACUGAGGAGGAUCCUGCGAAGGGUCAGGAUAAAGACUGUGAGAUCAUUGAACUCUCAGAGGACCUAGAUUACCAGGUUAAGAAGGAAGGAAAUAAUGAAGCGGAGCUGCACAGCUUGGAACCGGAGAAGAAUGAUCUGCCCUCAGUGGAAAUUGACUACAAAGACGGUGAUAUCUGCGUUUUUAGGAUGGGCUCCAUGUCUGAUCAUGAGAACCAUUUGGACAGUGAGCAGUUCUCUCAGCCUUGCACAUCUUCUAAAUCCAGCAUGUACUUUUCAGACACGCAGCAUUCCAUGAUUAACUCCACCGUGGAAAACCGCAUGAGUGAUUUACCCCCCGGCCACUUCCAGAACUUUCAAGAAGGAGGGAAUCCAUCUUCUGGUAUCAUUCAUGGUCUUCAGAGUCCUGCAGAGGGAGUCUGUUCCUGGAGACAUCAGUGCCCUAAGUGCCCACGCGGGUUCCUGCAUCUGGAGAAUUAUCUGCGCCACUUAAAAAUGCAUAAGCUCUUCUUGUGCUUGCAGUGUGGAAAAACCUUCACCCAGAAGAAGAAUUUGAACAGACACAUCCGCGGACACAUGGGUAUUAGGCCGUUUCAGUGCUCUGUAUGUCUGAAAACGUUUACUGCUAAGACUACCUUGCAAGACCAUCUCAAUAUCCAUAGCGGGGACCGUCCCUACAAGUGUCAUUGUUGUGACAUGGAUUUUAAGCACAAGUCAGCCCUGAAGAAACAUCUCAGCUCCGUUCAUGCAAAAAGUGGAGAUAAACCAGGCUUGGACUCCAUUACAAAAAUCACUAUAGAUUACAAUUAGCCUCCUCUAUAGAGUGUGUAAAGGGUUUCUCACCUCUCCACUCUCCACCGGCUGUGUUUGGUUUUACAGUUUCUUUCAGCUUGGUUUAGGCUGGAGUAUCAGACACGGCUAGUGGACAAGGGAAGCACUGUUUCCGGGGAAAACCUUCUCAUGUAACCUCUGUAAAGACUAUGGCCACCUUUUGGUGACUUUUUAUUAUUGCAUUCUAUUUAUUUUGGGAUGUUUUCUC